UUCUCUUUUUCUCUUACUCUUUCUCUCUCUAGCUCUGUCUCCGACUCUUUUACCGCUAUCGCUUCACUCUCUCUCUGGUACUGAGAUUUAACAGCAGUCCGCUUUCUCCUCUCUCUCUCUAUAAAAGCCAUUUUCUUUCUCUCUCUUCCGCAGUCUCUUCGACCCUUUACUCUCUCUAUGACAUCAUUUUAUGUUCACUCUCUCUCUGCAUCUCUUACUCUUCUCUCUCUGGCUGACUCUCUCCCUUACAGCCAUCUCACUUUCUCUCUUACAGCCAUCUCACUUUCUCUCUCAUACCGAGAACACCAGCCGUCUCUCCUCUCUCUCUAGCUUUGUGUUCACUCUUGGCAAUCAGCUCUCUCAACAUUCUCUCUCCACUGAGCUCUCUCUCUUACCGAGAUAAACAACCAUCAUCACUCUCUCUAUUUCCUCAUUCUCUGUCUACACGCAAUAAUCUCUCUCUCUCUCUCUCUACUCUUGCAGAGCUUGCCUAUAUAGUACCGCCUGCACGUUUCUGGGGCUCCAGUUACAGGGAUGAUCAUUUCUGGUUAUCUUUGUGGCAUUUGAAGCCCCUUUGCUGGAGUAAUUGGCAAUAGUGCGAUUCUAGGGCUCAAUGCCUGGUUUUCUUCACCUUUAGUCGCCGCCUAUUGAAGUGGAGUACUUAAUUUGUAAGCACACUGAAUUCAGUGGUUGUUGAUUGACGUGCGACUUAUUGUGACUUGAUGGUGAGAGUAAAGGCUGGCUUUCACGACGCAAUGCAAAAUGAUACAGUCAAAUCAGUAUCAGCUGAUGUGAAUUUUCUUUCAAAUCGUUUCCCAAACUAUAAAAUAGGGGCCAAUGAUAGCAUUGUUGAAUCAAAAGAAGGUUCAGAUGGGCCAUCUUUAAAGGAGAUAGUAGCUCAUGAAACUGCUCAGCUCCUUGAGCAACAAAAGCGACUCUCAGUCCGUGAUUUGGCUAGCAAGUUCGAGAAGGGGCUUGCAGCUGCAGCCAAGUUAUCUGAUGAGGCGAAAUUUAGAGAGACAGCUUCGCUCGAUAAACAGGUUCUCUUGAAGAAACUGCGAGAUGUAUUGGAAUCACUAAGAGGACGUGUGGCAGGUCGAAACAAGGAUGAUGUGGAAGAGGCCAUCUCUAUGGUGGAAGCCCUUGCUGUCCAGUUGACUCAAAGGGAAGGAGAGUUACUUCAUGAAAAAUCAGAAGUUAAAAAGUUGGCAAGUUUUCUUAAGCAGGCUUCUGAGGAUGCCAAGCGAAUGGUUGAAGAAGCAAGAGCUUUUGCACAAGCUGAAAUUGAGAAGGCUAGAGCAUCAGUCCAGAUAGUUGAGCAGGCCUUUGAAGAACAAGAAAACAUUUCCAGAUCUUCUGACAAGCAAGAUUUGGAUGAGUUAAUGAAGGAAGUUCAAGAAGCUAGAAGAAUAAAGAUGUUGCAUCAACCUAGUAAGGUUAUGGAUAUGGAGCACGAACUUCAAGCCUUAAGGAUUCAACUUGCCGAAAAGUCCAAAUACUCGCUCCAGCUUCGGAAAGAGUUGGUAAUGAGCAAACGGCUCGAGGAAGGUGACUCCAAACUGUGUGAAUUGGAUGGUGAUGAAUCUUUAGGUUCCUAUUUGCGGAUAGUUCCUAAUGUGAAUACUACUCUAGACAUCUCUAGAUGUACCAUUCAGUGGUUCCGUAUAUCAGCUGAAAGAAGUAAAAGGGAAAGGAUAUCAGGUGCCACAAAAUCAGUGUACGCUCCAGAACCUUUUGAUGUUGGUCGAUAUUUACAAGCCGAAAUCGUUGCAGAUGGUGAAAAGUUAUUAGUGACAACUACUGGUCCUAUAGAACCUGCCCCAGGCUUGGGAAACUAUGUGGAGGCACUUGUUAGAAAACCCGACACUGAAUUCAAUGUCGUUCUUCAGAUGAAUGGAGUGGAUCAUCCAUCUCACUCUCUUCAUGUGUUUCAUGUGGGAAAGAUGAGGAUCAAACUUCGCAAGGGAAGGAUAACAAAGGCAAAAGAGCCUUACUCCUCGUCAAUGCAGUUGUGUGGGUUGAGAGGUGGUGGAAAUGCUGCUGCUCAAGCGUUGUUUUGGCAACCAAAGAAAGGAGUAUCUUUUACAUUGGCAUUCGAAUCAGAGAGAGAACGAAAUGCAGCCAUCAUGCUUGCCAGGAGAUUUGCCUUUGAUUGUAAUAUCAUGCUUGCCGGACCAGAUGACCGAGCUCCCCUCGGAACAUAACUAACAUGCAUAAUUACCAUGUCUUAUUGUAAUGUUGUAAGUAAUAUUAAUGUCAUAUUUGUUUCUCUUCUUUUUGCUUGUAGCUUGGUGUUUAACUGUAAGAAAGAGAAUGGGAGUUUGUUGUGUAAUUAGAGGGCUUGCCUCUUGAAAUCAAGGCAUCCUUUUUAUUUGCCUUUGUAUGUGGUAUUAGGGGAAGUUGAUUAGAGUAGGCAUUGGUAAAAUGGUUGAUUUUUACCAUGUUUCUAGUGUUUCAAUUGACUGGCCUAAGGUGGCUCUUUGUAUUUAAGGAUAUAUGUAAGAAAUAUUAAUGUUAUGGUGUUAUUGUC
Amborella trichopoda is the source of this 2530-nucleotide messenger RNA. RefSeq names its product plectin-like protein (gene SCAB1). Gene Ontology annotation, biological process: actin filament organization; regulation of stomatal movement. Gene Ontology annotation, molecular function: actin binding. Lineage: Eukaryota; Viridiplantae; Streptophyta; Magnoliopsida; Amborellales; Amborellaceae. The record is from RefSeq and is a predicted model, not a curated record.